Messenger RNA from Cavenderia fasciculata, 147 nucleotides. RefSeq lists its product as uncharacterized. NCBI's taxonomy places the organism in Eukaryota, Evosea, Eumycetozoa, Acytosteliales, Cavenderiaceae. The record is from RefSeq and is a predicted model, not a curated record. Bases 1 to 147 code for a protein of 48 amino acids. The transcript has 3 exons.
AUGAAAGAAAAACAAGAUCCACCCCUCAAGGUCAUAUUACUAUAUACUUUUAUACUAUAUUCUCAAUCUGAACCAAAUGACGAACUUCAAAAACGAAAAUCAAAUGAAAAUCUAACUAGUUUUGGUGCAAAAUUCGCCAACUGGUGA